AUGGCGGGUCGUAGUUUGCAAGAUGUUCGUGAUUCUGCAGUUAUUGCUUAUGAUUUGAAUUAUAUUUCUGAUAUUGAAUUCUCGUUGCUGUAUGAUUACAGUCGUUCAAAAGCUGUUUUCCCCUACUGGAAAUUUGACGAGUUUAACCUGGCAUCUUGGAGUGAUGAAGAAUGCCGAACCGAUGAAACCGAGCUAAGAUUCGCAAAAAGUGACUUGGAGUUACUUAAUAAUUAUUUGCAAAUACCAGAGAAGAUUGUCUGUGUGCAAGGGAGCAUAUGUAAUGGUAUGGAAGCCCUAUGUAUCCUGUUGAAGAGACUGGCCUACCCAUGUAG
Paramuricea clavata is the source of this 332-nucleotide messenger RNA. The record is from the annotation of a GenBank genome assembly. Lineage: Eukaryota; Metazoa; Cnidaria; Anthozoa; Malacalcyonacea; Plexauridae.